Molecule: messenger RNA, 550 nt
Organism: Sorex araneus (European shrew)
Lineage: Eukaryota; Metazoa; Chordata; Mammalia; Eulipotyphla; Soricidae
Gene: NDUFS6
Product: NADH:ubiquinone oxidoreductase subunit S6
Exons: 4
Coding region: 143-511 (122 amino acids)
Biological process (GO): mitochondrial electron transport, NADH to ubiquinone
Source: RefSeq, a predicted model, not a curated record
GCGGACCCCGCGGGCCUCCCGGACGCGGGCCCCGGGCCGCCGAUGGGGCGGGGCCGGGCAGCGGCUCCCCGGAAGCCCCACCGACCGCGGCCGCCCCGCCCCGCGCUCUGCGCACGCGCACCCGGGUUAGGGGUCAGCGAAGAUGGCGGCGGCCGUGACCUUCCGCGCGCUGCUGGGCCGCUGCGGGGCGGCGCUGGGGGCGCGGGGGGCGCGGUGGUUCGGGGUGCGCGCCGGCCCGGGCGGGGAGAAGGUCACGCACACGGGCCAGGCCUAUGACGUUGGGGACUACAGGAGGAUCCGCUUCGUGGGCCGGCAGAAGGAGGUGAACGAGAACUUCGCCAUUGACCUCAUUGCUGAGCAGCCCGUGAGCGAGGUGGGGAGCCGCGUGGUGUCCUGCGACGGCGGUGGGGGUGCCUUGGGCCACCCCCGGGUGUACAUCAACCUGGACAAGGAGACCAAGACGGGCACGUGCGGCUACUGCGGCCUGCAGUUCCGGCAGCAGCGUCACUAGUGGCCGGGCGCCAGAAUAAAGGGCGUCCCCAGGCCGGCA